AUGAAAAACCCUGACACAUCCCAAACUGUAGUAGAGGCUCAGCAAGCUGGAGAAGAACAGCAAACAUCUCAGGACACUUUUCAAUACAAAUAUAUGAUUACUGAGCCUAAUAAAUGCCAGAAAAGCAACCCAUUUCUUGUUCUGCUUAUAUCAGUACAGGCAUGGCAAAUAGAGGCUCGUCAAGCUAUCAGGAAAACUUGGGGAAAGGAGGACUUUUUACCCGGAGUAAAUAUACUGAGAUUGUUUUUUUUAGGCAAAGAAAGUAAGACUGAUAAUGAUAUACAACACAAACUAGUAGCUGAAAGUCAGCAAUAUCAUGAUAUCAUCCAGCAGAAUUAUUUGGAUACCUACAAUAACCUAACUCUAAAGACAUUGAUGGGCCUACAGUGGGUUGCUAAUUACUGUCCACAGGCAUCUUACAUCAUGAAGACAGACAGCGACAUGUUUGUUAAUACUGAAUAUUUAGUGAAUGUAUUACUGAAACCAGAUCAGCCUCCUAAGAUAAACUACUUUACAGGUUAUUUAAUGAGAGAUUUUUCACCCAAUCGCAAUAAGGAGAGUAAAUGGUACAUGUCUCCGGAGUUGUACCCAGGUGACCGAUACCCUCUGUUUUGUUCAGGAACUGGUUAUGUUUUCUCUGGAGACCUGGCAGAAAAGAUACUUAAAAUUUCUGUAAACAUUAGGGUUCUACACUUAGAAGAUGUGUUUGUUGGCCUAUGUCUGGACAAACUUGGGGUUUCACCUAUACCUCCAUUGAGAGAUUCUGAUUUCAACCACUGGAAGGUUUCCUAUUCUCCUUGUAUGUACAACCAAUUAGUCACCUCCCACCAGUUUGAGCCCAAUGAACUGAUCAACUACUGGGAUGAUCUGCAAAAAAAUAAGCAUACCUGCAUCUAACUUAUCAGUUAAAACAUGUU
This is a messenger RNA of Nanorana parkeri, 917 nucleotides long. Its product is annotated as beta-1,3-galactosyltransferase 2-like. The transcript has a single exon. Gene Ontology annotation, molecular function: N-acetyl-beta-D-glucosaminide beta-(1,3)-galactosyltransferase activity. NCBI's taxonomy places the organism in Eukaryota, Metazoa, Chordata, Amphibia, Anura, Dicroglossidae. The coding region runs from base 1 to 897 and encodes 298 amino acids. The record is from RefSeq and is a predicted model, not a curated record. Gene Ontology annotation, cellular component: membrane.